This is a messenger RNA of Entelurus aequoreus (snake pipefish), 1774 nucleotides long. Its product is annotated as noelin-3-like. The record is from RefSeq and is a predicted model, not a curated record. Bases 248 to 1621 code for a protein of 457 amino acids. NCBI's taxonomy places the organism in Eukaryota, Metazoa, Chordata, Actinopteri, Syngnathiformes, Syngnathidae. Gene Ontology annotation, biological process: signal transduction. The transcript has 6 exons.
ACGCAGGACCGACACGGAACCAGAACCGAAACCGGCAGGACUCUUCAGGCGGUGUCAGGAAGACAUGAUGUGUUUUUCAAGAUGCAUUUGUUGAUGUUUUAUCGUCCUUCAACCACGCCCCCUGCGGGAUUCACGCGGCACGAGGAGACGAACGAAUAGAAAGUAAUAUUUAAUAUUUAUUUUUAUUUUUUAUUUUUUAUUUUUUAUUUUAGUUUGACUUGUAGUUUUAUUUGAAGUUCCAGUCGGGAUGUGGACGCUGUCCGUGGUCCUGAAGCCUCUUCUGGUUCUGCUGCUGUUUGGGUGCUGGCCGUCUGUGACCAUCAGGCCAAAGGAGGGUUGGCAGGUGUACAGCUCAGCUCAGGAUGCAGACGGCCGCUGCAUGUGCACGGUGGUGGCGCCGGGACAGAGUCUGUGCUCCAGAGACGCCAAAGGACGACAACUACGCCAGCUCCUGGAGAAGGUCCAGAACAUGUCGCAGUCCAUCCAGGUCUUGAACCUGCGCACUCAGAGAGACUUCCAGUACAUCAUGAGGCUGGAGAGUCAGAUCAAAGGUCUGCGCUCCAAGUUCAGACAAAUAGACUCUGAUCGGAAGACGCUGGCAAACAAAAACUUCCAGGAGCUGAAGGACAAGAUGGACUCCCUCCAGCCGCUGAUCCCCGUGUUGGAGCAGUACAAGACGGACGCCAGGCUCAUCUCCCAGUUCAAAGACGAGAUUCGGAAUCUGUCCGGCGUGUUGCUGGCGGUCCAGGAGGAGAUGGGAACGUACGACUACGAGGAGCUGCACCAGAAGGUCCUCAGCUUGGAGACUCGUCUGCGGAACUGUAUGAGUAAACUCACGUGUGGCAAGCUAAUGAAGAUCACCGGCCCGCUGACGGUGAAGACGUCUGGGACCAGGUUUGGGGCGUGGAUGACCGACCCGCAGGCGUCUUUCAAAGACCGCGAGGUGUGGUACAUGGACGGCUACACCAACAACAAGAUCGUCAAAGAGUACAAAUCCAUGGCCGACUUCAUCUCGGGGGCGGAGUCCAGGACCUACACCUUGCCUUUCAAAUGGGCCGGGACCAACCACGUGGUGUACAACGGCUCUCUGUACUACAACAAGAUGCAAAGCAACAUCCUGGUGCGCUACAGCUUGGAGACGGGCCGCGUGGUCACGCAGCGGGCGCUGGAGUCGGCCGGCUUCCACAACGUGUACCCGUACACGUGGGGGGGCUUCUCCGACAUCGACCUCAUGGCGGACGAGCUGGGCCUCUGGGCGGUGUACGCCACCAACCAGAACGCCGGCAACAUUGUGGUGAGCCGGCUCAACCCGGACACGCUGCAGGUGCUCAGCACGUGGAACACGGAGUACUCCAAGCGCAACGCCGGCGAGGCCUUCAUGAUCUGCGGGACGCUCUACAUCACCAACUCCCACCUGACGGGCGCAAAGGUGUACUACGCGUACUCCACCAAGACGUCCAGCUACGAGUACACCGACAUUCCCUUCCACAAUCAGUACUUCCACAUGUCCAUGCUGGACUACAACGCCAGAGAACGAGCGCUCUACGGAUGGAACAACGGACACCAGGUCCUCUUCAAUGUGACGCUCUUUCACGUCAUCAAGACAGAAGAUGACGCCUGAGAGUGUAAGUUGUUUAUUUCCUUUCUACUUUGCUGACAUUCAGCUAGCAGUUAGUUUCCUUUCAUUAACAGCUGGGAUAGGCUUCAGCCCCCCCGCAACCUCGAAAGGGACAAGCGGUUCAAAAUGAAUGGACAGAUACAUACAUACAUACAU